AUGGUUAUUAAAGAGGCAGUACUUAUUUUUGCUGGUUCAGGCGUCUCCUGCGAUGGAUGUAUGGCUCCAAAUUUUACCGGGGACCGGUACAAAUGUUUGAGGUGCUAUGACUUUGACUUGUGCGCAAGAUGCUAUGCGGAAGAACGGAAGGGUAAGAAGGAACGAUCUAGGGAUACAAACAGUAUGCAUCAGACCAAUCACCCAAUGCAGUGCAUAAUGACUCAGCAGGACUUUGAACGUACGUAUCGAGGGGAUCCUGCGCAUAGCUGGGAGCGAUCGCGUGUCGUUAUUUUCACUUGUCCAGUAUGCGGAGCUCAAGGUUUUUCUAGGGAACGGCUAGUGUCCCAUGUAAUUGAAGAGCAUCCUUCGCCUUCUGCUCCACCGCCAUCUCAUGCUAAAAAAGAAGAAAUGGUACAUUAG
This is a messenger RNA of Enterobius vermicularis (human pinworm), 420 nucleotides long. Lineage: Eukaryota; Metazoa; Nematoda; Chromadorea; Rhabditida; Oxyuridae. The record is from the annotation of a GenBank genome assembly.